This is a messenger RNA of Marasmius oreades (fairy-ring Marasmius), 1059 nucleotides long. RefSeq lists its product as uncharacterized. The transcript has 12 exons. The coding region runs from base 17 to 877 and encodes 286 amino acids. Lineage: Eukaryota; Fungi; Basidiomycota; Agaricomycetes; Agaricales; Marasmiaceae. The record is from RefSeq and is a predicted model, not a curated record.
UUGACUUCGAACCAUCAUGAGCUCUUCUGAUCUUUCCGUCUCGGAUUUGUUCAAUGUCAAGGGCAAGAUAGUCCUCGUUACCGGUGGAGGCUCUGGAAUUGGUAAAAUGAUCGCUACUGGAUUUGCACGGAACGGCGCGAAAGUCUACAUUGCGUCGCGCAAGGAAGGUCAAUUGAAGGAGGCUGUUGCCGAAAUCCACAAAAACGCAGCGGGAAAUGGCUCGGUCCAUCAUAUUGUUGGGGAUAUUUCGUCCAAAGCAGGGUGUGAUUCUCUCAUCAAUGAAUUCAAGAAACAUGAAUCAAAAUUACACGUUCUCGUCAACAACUCUGGCGCAUCUUGGGGUAGCCCGUUCGAAGAAGUUCCUGAAGGGAGAGGCUGGGACCAUGUGUUCAAUCUAAACGUCAAAAGUAUAUUCUACCUGACAGUAGGAUUGACCGACCUGCUUAAGAAAGACUCUACAUCUUUGGAUCCCGGUCGAGUCAUAAACGUAACCUCUAACGCCUCAAUCAUGGCAUCCACUGAAGGUGAGGUCAGCGCUGAAGGACACGGUAUCUGGAGCUACAAUCCUAGCAAAGCUGCAGCCAACCAGCUGACAUCAAGUUUGGCGGUCGAGCUAGGCCCAAGUCAAAUCACUGUCAACGCUAUUUUACCAGGAGUAUUUCCCAGUAAAAUGACGGCCUUUGGUCUCAAAACAUACGGAGAAGAGACAUUCAUCCACUCUCAGCCGUCCGGUCGCAUCGGAAUGCCGCAAGACGCGGCAGGGCUAGCAUUAUUCCUGGCGUCUCCUGCAUCAGCUCAUGUUACAGGUACUCACAUCGUUCUGGAUGGUGGAGCGAGAUUCAAGGCACACAGGGCGGCGGCCACAACUAAACUCUGAGAGGUGCACUGGAAGGCUUAUUCAAAUGGGUUGAGAAUACUGUCUUGCAACGAUCUUUUAUUAGGUUCACAUGCGUGAACACUACUACUUCGCUUUAGAGACAGUUAUCCCUCGGAAUACGUCCUGGAAUCGUUCCCAAUAACAUUUGUUGUGGAAUUGAUGACUCAGAUCCCAUUUUUCAA